AUGCCAUCUGCUCGUGCUGCGCCAAGCGAAUCCUUCCCUCUGGGUGGCUUGCUUCCCAAAGACACCACAGAGGCGCUCAGCUUCCUCCGCAAGUAUCCCGAAUACGAUGGUCGCAACGUUCGUGUCGCCAUCCUUGACACUGGUGUUGACCCUGCUGCCAUUGGGCUUAACCAGCCAGGAAAGGUUGUCGAUGUGAUCGACUGCACUGGUGCUGGCGAUGUCCCUCUUCAACCCAUCGAGCCUGUCUCGUCAUCUGGCAGCAGCUCGGCAGGACACAUUGAGUUCAAGUCGCCCUUCACUGGACGAACAAUUCGUGUCUCUUCCAAACUCUCUAAUCCCAAGGGCGAAUGGAAGAUCGGCUUCAAGAAAGCUUACGAUCUCUGGCCCGGCGAGCUCAAGAAUCGUCGCUCUGCAGAGAGGAAGAAGGCCUUCCUCGUCUCCCACCAGGCUCUCCUUUGCCAAGCACAGAGUGAGCUGAACGCUCUUGACAGCCCCGCCGCAUCGAAAGAUUCCAAAUCUUCUGAAGAAGGUUCAGACAAGACCGAAUCUCCUUCCGAGAAUGCCAAAUUAAAGAAGGACGAGAUCAAGGCACGUAUCCAGGCACUCAAGGACCUUGCUGCCUCUUACAAGGACGACGGCCCGCUCAUCGAGGCCAUCGUAUUCCACAACGGCAAGAACUGGUAUGCUGUUGUUGGAGGUGGUGAAGGCGAGACGCAUGAUCCCUCCAAUGGUCAGCCAGAGGAUGUUCUUAAGCCUCUCGAGCUGCAGACUCUUGACCUUACCACCAUCGAGCCCAUCACUGACUUCCGCAUCGAGCGUCAAUGGCAGAGCUUUGGCCAGCAGGAUUUGCUCACCUACACUGUUAACAUCGAGGACAACGGCAACGUUCUCAGUCUCGUCACGCUUGCCGGCAGCCACGGUACUCACGUAGCAGGUAUCGUCGGUGCCCGACACGACGACCAGCCCGAGCUCAACGGUGUUGCCCCUGGAUGCGAGAUUGUCAGUCUCAAGAUCGGUGAUGCUCGACUUGGCAGCAUGGAACAAGGUCAGGCUAUGCUCCGCUCUGCACAGGCGCUCAUUGACACCAAGUGCGACAUCGCCAACCUCAGUUACGGUGAAGAUGGUGCUUUCGGUACCGAGGACAAGGGUGCUUUUGCCAAGGCACUUAGAGACAUUGUCAUUCGUCAACGUGACAUUCUCUUCGUCAGCAGUGCCGGCAACAACGGUCCCGCCCUGACCACUGUUGGCCAGCCAGGUGGUACCACCUCUUCUGUGCUCAGUGUCGGCGCCUACGUCAAUGCAGGUGCCAUGCAGAAGGCCGAGUAUGCUCUUGUCGAGAAGGGCGUCCCAGACAGUGUCACCACCUGGUGCAGUCGCGGCCCAACUGCUGACGGUGACCGCGGUGUCUCCAUCUACGCUCCCGGUGCUGCUAUCACUUCCAUCCCACGUUACUGUCUCCAGUCGACACAACUCAUGAACGGUACAUCGAUGAGCUCGCCAAACGCAUGCGGCUCGAUCGCUUUGCUUCUCUCUGGUCUCAAGGCUCAGAAGAUCCCUAUUACCCCUGCUCGCGUCUUCAACGCUGUUCGUGUAACGGGCAAGGAUGUCAACGACCCCUUGGAUGUACCGUUCAUCCGCGUUGACGCUGCCUGGGACUACCUCGUGCAGAACAAGGACCGCGUUGAUCAGGAUGCCGAGUAUCGCGUUGCUGUCACUCGUGCUGGCAAACCUCUCGGCCGCCUUGACAAGCGAGGUAUCUACCUUCGCGAGAGGGACGAAACUCACUCUGUGCAGCAGACCAACAUUACCGUCCGACCCAUUUUCAAAGCUGGCGAAACGGAGAAGACCUUCAACCUUGAGCUCAGAUGUGCGCUCGCCGCUACACAACCAUGGGUCCAGGUGCCCGAGUUCCUGCUCCUCGGCGGUAACGGCCGCACUUUCGAGGUCAGGGUGGACCCCACCGAUCUCGCUCCUGGUCUCCACCAUGCUUGGAUCGAGGCUUACGACACCGAGAAGCCUGGUCACAAACUCUUUGACAUCCCCGUCACCGUGGCUAAGCCCGAGGUCUUCCCCUCGCCUACCGUCAAGUUCGACACUGUCCGCUUCGAGGCAGGCAAGAUUGAGAGGCGAUUCGUUCACGUUCCCGAAGGUGCUACUUGGGCUUCGCUCACUGUUCGCAGCUCCAACCACUCGUCUGCUGGUACUAGCGCACGCUUCUGGCUCCACUGUGUCCAGCUUGAGCCACUGCAGCGUCUGAGCGAGGUCGAGAAGGCAUUCGUGCUCGCGCUGCAGGAGAACGAGCCAGUCAUCAAGAAGUUCAACGUACGUGGUGGUAUGACCAUGGAGGUCUGCUCCGCUCAGUUCUGGUCCAACAAGUCGGCCUUUGAUCUUGACCUUGACAUUGAAUUUCACGGUAUCAGUGCUUCGCUCAUACCUGCUAGCGGGCGUCAGGAGCUCACCUUGAUCGGUGGUGAGGGCCAUGCUAAGAUCGAGUGUCAAUCGACCGUUCGCAUCGAAGAGCUCAAGCCCAGCAUCUCCUUCGAUACUCGACGAACAUUCCACCGCCCGACAUCGUCCACCAUCCGACCACUCACCACACCAAGGGAUGUCCAGCCAAGCGGCAACCACAUGUUUGAGCUCGUCACGACGUACAAUAUCUCCGCCAAGGAGGAGUCGAACAAGCUCAGCUACUCGUUCCCUGCGCUCGGAAAUCACUUGUACGACUCGAGCGUACCACUGCUCACUCAACUCUUUGACUUCCGUAAGAAGCGGGUCCACUUCGGCGAUGUCUAUAAGAAGGAGGUCGAGCUUCCCAAGGGUGAAUACGUGCUCAAGGCGCAACUUCUCAAUGAAAACUUCAAGGUGCUCGAGACGCUCAAGAACGUUACCUUGAUGAUCGACCAGAAGCUGUCUAAGCCCGAGUCGGCUGCGCUCAAGCUCUACGACAAUCAUGUUGAUUUGCACGGAGAAGCUACCCCCGCUAAGUACAAUGGUUUGAAGCUGCACCCUGGCGAGCGAAUCGUUUUGACGCUUGACUUGAAUUUGGAGGGCGAUGCCGUGCCGAAGGAAGCGCAACCUGGAGAUGUCUUGGUGGGAUCGUUCGGGUUUGCUGCUGAAGGCAAGGGUCAGAUCCGAUACAUCGUUCCUCCCGCCGUCAAGAAAGAUGAGGGCGGCGAUGAUGCAGGCGCUGGUGGCAAAAACGAGAACGAGAUCCCGGAGUUGCUCACAGCGACGGCCAAGAAGAUCAAGGAUCCCAAGGAGAAGCUCGAGUUUAUGGACAAGCUUAUCGCCGACUACCCCAAGUUCCUUGGUGUCCUCGUGGCUAAGCUCGAAGCGCUCGAUGCUGACGAGAAGGAUGCAGACAAGCAGAAGCACGUGAUUGCUGCUGCUGACAAGGUGCUUUCACUCAUUGACGAGACUGAAGUCAAGCUCUGGCUGGCCACUCAGAAACCCUCUGCAUCCGAACAGACCGAUGAAGAAAAGAAGACCAACAAAGAGAUGGAAGAGAAGAAGAAAGCUCUAGUUCUCGCACUCAACCGUAAAGCUCGUGUCUAUAUGACUCAGGCCGAAGAGUCCUCCCCUUCCUCGUCUGACCUGGACAAGGUGUGGAAGAACUACCGCGAAUACUUCCCGGCUGACAGCAAGGCGAAAGAGUACGUUGAGCUCUACGUCCGCUGGUCGAUCCUCAACAAGCGCUAUGCGUUGGCUUUCCAGGCUGUGCAGAAGCUCAAGAAAGAACUCGGUGCGGGAAGUGGCGACUCGAUCAAGGAGUUGGAGAAGAUCAAGGCGCUGGAGCUGAAGCUUAUCGGGAAGGAAGGUUUGAACUGGCCUUUGUGGGCAAGUCACUUGGAGAGAGCAGAAAAGAUCGCUGCUCCCAAGGAGUAUGCGCCUUUCUAA
Molecule: messenger RNA, 3897 nt
Organism: Ustilago hordei
Lineage: Eukaryota; Fungi; Basidiomycota; Ustilaginomycetes; Ustilaginales; Ustilaginaceae
Exons: 1
Coding region: 1-3897 (1298 amino acids)
Biological process (GO): proteolysis
Cellular component (GO): cytosol
Molecular function (GO): tripeptidyl-peptidase activity; serine-type endopeptidase activity
Source: RefSeq, a predicted model, not a curated record